Penaeus monodon (black tiger shrimp) is the source of this 1951-nucleotide messenger RNA. Its product is annotated as glycerol-3-phosphate acyltransferase 1, mitochondrial-like. Lineage: Eukaryota; Metazoa; Arthropoda; Malacostraca; Decapoda; Penaeidae. Gene Ontology annotation, cellular component: mitochondrial membrane. The record is from RefSeq and is a predicted model, not a curated record.
GCCGGGUGUCACUGGGGAAGGAAGUGCUUUAAACGGUGGAAACAGCAACUGCAAUGGACUGCUAACAUAUCAAGAGACUUAAAGAGGCAGUGCAAAUCGAAGGCAGUGGAAGGUGUGCGCUAUGACGUCGAGCCUCGGCCUGCGGAACGGAGAGCUUGGGCUGCCGUGGUCGCAGUUGGAGUACCCCCCAAAAGCAUACACCGCCAUGGCCAUCCCGGCCACCGCGGCCACCGCGGCCACCAUGGGCUCCGGCGGCUCGCUCGCUGGCCUCUGGGCGGGCGACGGCAGCGGGUUGGCAGCCCACAUUGCGAGUGCCAUGCCCACGCCGCCCGAGUCCCCCCCGCCCGGACGCCUGGCCACCGCCCACGAGGAGGGCAGUCAUACUGGCCUGACAGAUGAAACAACCACAAAGUUAGGCCUGCACAAUUUGCUGCAAGUGUCCACAAGCAACUCUGACCGAUAUUACUUGACUCGAAAAUGCUGCUAUGUCUUCCAUUGUAUGAAUCUCAGAACCAGCUUCAACUAUCCAACUAUACCAAACAAGAUGGUGAUACAAGAUGAACGAGUAUCUUCAGCCAUAGAGCAGGCAGUGUUGGAGGAGAUGGAAGAGAAAGGAGUUGAGGCUAGUGACGACAAGACCUACUAUGGUCUUGUUGCGCAGCACACAGCCAGGGCACACAACCUUCUAAACAACAUGAAGGCUGCUAUAUCUAGUACACUUAUAAGAUUAACGGGCUAUGUGUUGUUCAAAGUAUUUAGUAACCUGUUGAUGUCAGUGACUGUUCAUGGAGGUCAGCAGGAGGUCAUUGAGAGGGCUUCACGCAGGGACACACCUGUCAUCUUCGUCCCUCUGCAUCGUUCCCAUGUUGACUAUCUGUUUGUUACCUGGGUUCUCUUCAACCGUCAAAUUCCAGCACCCAUAGUUGCUGCAGGAGACAAUCUUCGGAUCCCUGUUUUUGGAUGGUUGCUUCGAGGUCUUGGUGGAUUCUUCAUUAAGCGUCGCCUUGAAAGCUGCAAGGCACGGAAGGAUAUUGUGUACCGCUCGGUCUUGCAGACAUAUGUUACACAUGCAUUGCAAGCAGGAUAUAACUUGGAAUUCUUUAUUGAAGGAGGUCGAACUCGCACAGGCAAACCUUGCAUGCCAAAAGCAACCAGUCUGUUGUCAAUGCUUAGCUGUGAUCUUUGGAGCUACAGAGAGUGCUCACCUGACAUACUGAUAGACAGGGAAAAGCUCAUCAAACGAGCAGCUCACUUAUCAAAACUUUUAGAGUAUGAAUUUAUCCUGACACCCCCAUGUGGAAGUUUGGAAGCCAAAAUCCACCAAACAGUUGACAACUUGGUGGUUACAGGCCUCCUGGUAGAUGCAGGGAAAACUGGUUCAGGAUUUAUUGAAGACUCUGAUGAGGAUGAUGUGUCCUAUUCUCAGUGUUAUAAGGUGUCACCUUCAACUGCUAUAUUGGAAGUUAUUGGAGCUUGGAAGUCCAUGAUCGCUCCAAUGUUGGACGCAUAUUACUGCACUGCUUGUAACUUGCAAAUGCUGGUUGGCAGACAGGGGAGAGUAUAUGUGUGGAUCCCAUCCGUAAUGCUGUCAAGCUUUUUGAGUCCCAGUCGAUCAUAGAAAGUUACACCCAUGACAGCGUUCGGUUGUUGUACCUCAGCACUCACUAUGACUCAGAAGAGCAGCUUAGUUCCCUUUUGCUUGAUAUUGAUAGUUUUAGAUCUUGAAUCUGCUGUGAGAGAAAAAGAAUAUUGUUUGUGUAAAUUGCUCCAUCUUUUACCAGUAAAAAGAACAGCAGUGCAUUUUGAUUGUUACAUUUACAGGGAAUUUUGUUUCUUAAUUAGGAUACUUAGGUGAGGAUUGCAUUUUUUCUAUGUUAAUAUUGAUAAUGAUAAUUGACAUACUGUAAAAUAUUUUCAUAAUUUUUUAUAUAAUUUUGUUUUAUUAUUAUUA